GAAAGUAUUUAUCUUGGUACAUAUGUAUGACGCUAACCGCGACGCAGCGAGAAUCUUCACUUGCUAUAUCACCUUACAACUGUAAGAUUACGCACUGUAAGGAUUUUCCAGAAUUUCACACCAACACCAAUAAUAUGGCUUCUGUCACAGAUGAAUCUGAGGUACGAGACAGUGUUAAGGAAUAUUAUGGAAAGAAACUUAAAACAGUGGAUGACCUACAGACCCAGGCAUGUGUGGCUCCAGGAAGAAAGGUCACUAAACCUGUCAGAGAAGCAAUAGAACUUGUUCAUGAAGUUGUUGCUUCAAAGUACUAUGGAUGUGGGCUAGUCAUCCCAGAGAAACUUGAGGGGAUGAAGAUUCUGGACCUUGGUAGUGGUAGCGGACGUGAUUGUUAUGCCCUCAGCAAGCUGGUUGGUCCAACAGGUCAUGUGACCGGAGUAGACAUGACAGACGAACAGCUUGAUGUGGCCCGCGAGUACAUUGGAUAUCACACCAAGAAGUUUGGGUACACCAAACCCAAUAUUGACUUUGUAAAAGGUUACAUAGAGAAACUCAGCGAGGCCGGGCUGCCAUCAAACAACUACGACAUCAUUGUCUCCAACUGUGUGGUGAACUUGUCCCCUGAUAAGAGAGCUGUCCUACAGGAAUCCUAUAAUGUCCUUAAGGAAGGUGGGGAACUGUUUUUCAGUGAUGUUUAUGCAGAUCGAACUUUAGAAGAAUCUGUACGCAAACAUAAAGUUUUAUGGGGUGAGUGUAUAGCCGGAGCACUUUGGUGGAAAGAACUUCACAACCUGGCCAGUGAAAUUGGUUUUAGCAAGCCCUACAUGGUCACUGCCACACCGAUUCCUGUUGACCGUGAUGAUUUCAAGGCAGUCUUAGGUGAUGCUAAAUUUGCUUCUGUGACAUACCGGUUGUUCAAACUGCCGUCAAAAAAAUGUGAGGCAACCCAGGUGAUAUACAAUGGAGAUAUACCAUGCUACGAAGAGGUGUUCACCUUUGACUACAAAAACAGAUUCAAAACCAAUGACAUCAGUUCUGUAGAUGGAAGUAUUACAACAGCUCUAAAGUCUUCCAGAUUUUGUGAUGAGUUUGAUUUUCAACCAGCAGUGAAGAAAUCAUGUGGCACAUCAGAUGGCAGUGCAGAUUCCCAGCCUGAUGAUCCCUUUGUUUACCUGGACGAAAAGAUUAAGAAGGGAGAGAAUGUUGUGCCGCCUCCGUGCUGUGGCAGCAAGUGUUGUUAGAGCAAGACGAAACAAUCAACAUUCUCAUUUAAUUGGAAAUUUGAAAUUUCUCUUCCUGAAAGGUUAAAAAUUUCAGCAUUUAAAGAUUUGUAGUUGUUGUGAAGGUAUUGUUAAUAAUACAAAACCCCAAAAUAUCAUUUUGUUCAUAAUACCUUCAUGAUAUGUUAAAAAGAAAUGCUUUUUUCAUUUUGUGGCAGAGUGGUUUGGGGGUUGAGGAGGAGCAGGAAAUGGCAUAAAUGAGAAAAAAAUAUAUAGAAUUAAAUAGUUUAGGAGAAUGUGAAUAGAUGUGAGGGAGCUGAUAUGUGAUUAUCCACAAAUAGAAAAUGCAGGUAGUAUGAUUAAGUGAUAUGAAAGAAGAAGGGGAUUAGAAAAGUAGUGAUACCUGGAAUAAUGCCAUUCAAUACAAGGUGAUUACCAUCAUGCUUUUGUUAUUGUGGGAUAUUACUUUGAGUUGCCAUGUUCAAGAUUUCUUUAUACAAGGGUACAUUGUUCAACAUAAUUCCCUCAUGGCUAUGAGAGAUGAAGGAAAGGUGAAAGGUAAAAAUAUUGUGGAAUUUUCAAGUGUUUCACCAUUAAUAUAGCAUUAAUGAACCAUUUAUAUACAUACUUUCUUGUUAAAAUCUGUUUAAAAAUGCUCUUGUUAUUCCUGAUUCUCUGUUUCCCAAUUUGAUUAACUUUAAUAUAAGUUGUAUUGUAGCUGUUAUGGGUCAGUGAGGGACAGAAAUCUUGCGUCCAAUUCUGAUCAAACUUCAUAUUAAUUUAAAGGAAAAACAAUCAAGUGUUAUUAAGCUGUAGUUUAUUGGAUCACAUUGAAUCAAGAAUAUAAUCGGUAAUUCUUUUGUUGUAAGGACAAACUUUCGACAAAGUAUUCAAGCCUUUUAAACGCAAAUCCACGAAUUUCAAAAUACUUGUAGUCAAAAUGAAAUGGAAUCAUUACUCAGAAUACACAUAUAUUGUGUUUACCAGUGUGUAUAUAAGCUUAAAUUGAACAAGAUAAUCAGACUGAGAAAAGAUUUAUCAAUAAUUUAUAGCCUUUUAAAAAUUGUUGCUGGUAAUGCAGACAUGCAUUGAUUUAUGCUGCCUCUUCCUACUGCAGCUUAAUCAUGAAGGGAAGAUUUUUUGUUUUAAGGUGAUGUGUGUUCUGCAUAUGUUUUUAUUCAUGAGGUUAUCAUUUAUAUAUCCAGUCUGUUGAUGAACAGUAAGAAAUUUCAAUUUCAUUAAUAUUGGUUUAAUUCUUGAUGUGCAUAUUUAGCCAAAACCAAAAGACAUUGUUUACAAUGUGGUACAUUUUGUAGAUAUAUAUACAAUUAUAGAAAAAACGUAAAAAUAAAAGGCAUUUUACUCAAGUUUCACUUUAAUUUAGCUAAUGGUACAAGUAAGUUAUGAUACACCUAGCAUUGAUGACAUGAAACUAUCAAAGGAACUGUCACACUAUGUUUAUAAUGAAAGUGUAAGGGGAUUUUUUUCACAUUUCUCUACGAUUGAAUAUUAGUUAUCAUGUAUAUGUGCUUUAUAAUUAAAAAUAAUUUAAUAUCCAUUGUAGGUUGUAUUAAAUUGAAGCCUGUCUGUAUUUCAAAACAAAAUUGGUUUUGUUUUUUAAAAAAACAUUGAAAUAUGUCUUUUUAUAUUAAUCUAUUAAUAUCAUUCCUGAUGUCUAUUUGUGUAGUGGGAUUAAAGCCAGUAUUCCCAAUUAUUCACAUUCAUAAUUUAUCUUUUAUGUAUUCGUUAAAAAUGUUCUUUCUUCUGCAGAAAAAUUGUAUUUCAGAUGGGAUUUUGCCCUAUAAAAUACAUUGAAAUUUUCAUACAUGUGUAUGUUCAAAAGAAAUUUCUCAUUUUUCUUCAGAAAUAGGAGUGUUUAUUUAAUUGAAAUAGUGUUUAUUUCUAUAAUUGUGAUUCUGAUUUAUCUAUCUCAAUAAAUUUGUCAAUCUUAUGGGGUUUAAGUUGCUCGGAUCAGUCAGUGCUUUGACCUAUGCUACCUUAUUGGUAAUUAGUAAUCGUAAUGAUCCAAUGGGUGUUAAAUGACGCUUCAUUUAGACCUUUGUGUCUCUCACCAAGCUGAGAAAUAGACUGGUCUGUGCUGACAUGGAGGUGUCUUGAAGCAAGCCACAUUACCCUUGUCGGUCUGGAUAACUUUCGACGGGCCUCUCAUAUGUUGUUCAGUGAUGUAGCCACGAUCUACUUCAAAGAGACCCCGCCUCAAAAUGACCCAGGCGAUAAACCAAACAAAGAAGUUAUUUCCAUAGUUAGCUCUUUGGUCAUACUGAUGGUAAUAUGAUGAAACUUUGUUUAGGCACAUUGAUGCUUUUAUCGAGAUACAGACUGUUGAUUCUUAUGACGAUUUUUGCUUUUGUUUUUUUUUAUGAUAAUCCAAUGAAAUUGAUAUUAUUAUGGUGACUAGUCUGUUUAUGGGAUUGUUAAGGAUUGAUAUACAAUGUUUAAAAAAAAAAUAAAUAAAAGACGGAACAAAU
This is a messenger RNA of Ylistrum balloti, 3709 nucleotides long. RefSeq names its product arsenite methyltransferase-like. The coding region runs from base 27 to 1241 and encodes 404 amino acids. NCBI's taxonomy places the organism in Eukaryota, Metazoa, Mollusca, Bivalvia, Pectinida, Pectinidae. Gene Ontology annotation, molecular function: arsenite methyltransferase activity. Gene Ontology annotation, cellular component: cytosol. The record is from RefSeq and is a predicted model, not a curated record. The transcript is spliced from 10 exons. Gene Ontology annotation, biological process: toxin metabolic process; arsonoacetate metabolic process.